Messenger RNA from Uloborus diversus, 4646 nucleotides. It is a transcript of the gene SCAP, whose product is annotated as sterol regulatory element-binding protein cleavage-activating protein-like. Gene Ontology annotation, cellular component: Golgi membrane; endoplasmic reticulum membrane. Gene Ontology annotation, biological process: SREBP signaling pathway. Lineage: Eukaryota; Metazoa; Arthropoda; Arachnida; Araneae; Uloboridae. Bases 428 to 4231 code for a protein of 1267 amino acids. Gene Ontology annotation, molecular function: protein binding; sterol binding. The record is from RefSeq and is a predicted model, not a curated record. The transcript is spliced from 27 exons.
CGUUUUAAGCGUGAUUUGUCUUGCGGCGUCAUAAGUAAUGGCGAAUUCUUCCUGUCUUUCGUUAAAAAGGCAUAACCUUGAACUUCUAUUAAGUCUUUAAUGAUGGUUUCAUGCCAAUCAAGUGUUCUUUUGUGGAGCAAUAAAGGCCCAAAAGAAAAUUUCGAUUUGACGUAACUUAAUAUUUCGCGUUUCUUCUCAGCUUCUUGCAUCUUGAAUGGUUAUCAGCAUGUGGGGUUUAAAAGCAAUAUUUCGUAAAUAAAAAUGAAGCAACUGAUUAUCUAUAUAGGAUCUAAAAUGCUUUACCGCGCUUUUAAAUGAACGUUAUUUAUUCCAUCAUUCAAAUCUCCAUCAUAUAAAAAAUGCUAUGUAUUUUCUUGACCAACUCUGUAUACAAGUGUAGCAAAAUAAAUGAACUUGUGUCCUUCUGAUGGAUAAUACUUUACGAACAAAGUCAUAUUCUGCAGACAUCCAAGAUAAAAUUGCUAGAAUAUAUUACAGUCAUGGGCUAUUUUGUUCUAGUCAUCCUUAUUCAGUAAUUUUAAUCACUCUUGCUAUUUCUGUUUUAUGUUGUUAUCCAUUAAUUCAUUUGCCAUUACUUGGGAGCUCAUCACAACAGUUUUCAACACCUGUUCAGGGAUUUGUAGCUCCUGAUAUUGUUUUAGAUGGUGCUGAAAAUUACAAAUUUUCAGGACCACGAUGGUUUCAAGGGCCACCUGUUGGAUAUGUGCAGCAGGUCAUUGUGAAGAGUGCAGUGUCCCCUUGGAAAUCUGAUUUGAUUUUAACUGAUGCUUUUCGUUCUCCUUUAUCAUAUGCAUUUCACAUUAAUGAACUACUAAAAAAUCACCAAGUUUCAAGAGGAUCUACAAAUAGCACUAGUUUUGAUGAUUUGUGCCUGCAAGUUUCUGAACCAGUGGAUAAACUAACGUCUGCUGUUCUUCCUCAUUAUGGUUGUCUCAUUAUAUCCCCUAGCAAUAUAUGGAAAAAUGAUAUUUCUAGCUUUAAAGGAGAUCCAGAUAUCAUUAGAAAAAUAUUUGAUCAGAGGGAUUCAUCUGUUGAUAGUUCAAGCUUCAGAGAUGUAUUAUUUGGUGUUCCAUUCAAAGAGACUGGAAUCAAGCGACUGUUUGUACGUAACAGACCAAGAAUAAUAACUUAUGCUUUCACAAUUGUGUUUCAAACUUAUAAUGCUAAUUUCCUACAAAGUCUUGCUGAAAAAAUUCAUGAGAAGUUUCCCACCAAUCCAUAUCCAGAAAACGUCACGUAUGACCCAAGUGAAGGCAAUAUUGUGCACGUUCAGUUUCAAGAUCUCCACACUUUGCUUGAAUUUGUGCCUUUAGUUAUAGCUUACGUCAUACUAUUCCUUUAUAUAUAUUUUUCUGUUUGUAAAAUUGAACUUGUAAAAUCUAAGUGGGCAUUAGCCAUAAGUGCUGUCAUGACAGUUGUAAUGUCACUCCUUAUGUCUGUUGGCCUUUGCCUUUGGUUUGGCUUAAAUCCUACUCUGAGUGGGAGUGAAAUUUUGCCAUACCUUAUUGUUGUUAUUGGUUUAGAAAACAUGCUAGUCCUUACAAAAUCUGUUGUUUCUACUCCUAUGCAUUUGGAUGUCAAACUAAGAAUCGCACAAGGCCUCAGUAGAGAAGGUUGGUCCAUGACGAAAAAUUUACUCACAGAACUUGCAUUGCUUAUGGUUGCAUUUCUUACUUUUGUUCCAAAAAUUCAAGAAUUUUGUUUGUUUGCUGUUGUUGGCCUUUUAACAGAUUUCUUUCUUCAGUUGGUGUUUUUUGCAACUUUUUUAUCCGUAGACAUUAGAAGGAUGGAAAUCACUGAUUUACAAAGAAAUUGCAUUCGUGAAGUGUCAAACAUUAGAACUAACCAAAAUACCAAAACUGGAGGUAGCAGCGUGAGAAACUUUGAGCCAAGAUUAAUUCCUGUAUCCAAUGGAUACAGGGGCAACAAGUCAACUAAUUAUUCAACAAAAAUAUUUGCUCCACCGGCUACUCCAAUUCUUGUUAAAUUGCCUAAAAGGAUGAAAUUCAUAUAUUUCUGGGCCAGAACUAGAAUGGUACAAAGAGGAUUAAUGUUUUGUCUAGUUAUGUGGAUUUGUGUUCUUGCUUACAGUUCUGGAAUUGUAGAAAGAUAUACUGGAAGCACAAUCUCUGCUUCAAGCACAGAGAACUCUACUCAAAAUUCUGCAAAAAUAAAUACAACAACUGCUGUAGUUGAAAAUGAACACUGGAACUGCAGUGACCAAAUUGUAAAGGAAUUCUCAAGAAAUAUUGAUAUUCGUUUGAAACAUCAGGUUUUAAACAAUUGGCAGUCUUUACAUACUCAGCAUUGGACUACUUUAUUUGGCUACUAUAACAUAUCAUUAUCUGGAAGGUUCAUAAGUGUUUUGCCACCUUUACAUAUAUCUUUAGCUGUGGAUCCCGCAAUAGCUGUUGAUCUUCGUAACCCAAAAGACAUUGAAAUUUCAAGGAAGUCUUACUGGCAGUUCCUUUCUUCUGGAGAAAUCAAAGAUGGAGAUAUUGAUGACCUUCUCUCCCGUGAUCUUCCAUACCAUCCAUCCUCCCCUGGUGAAGUUGCUUUAGCCAUUGCACUUGCUGUUCCUAGCUUGUUGUUUCUAAUUUAUCUUAUGGUUGUUUUAUACCGAUGCAUGUGUUCCAAACACUAUGCAGAGUGGAGGACAUCUUGGAAGAACUUAGAAUCAAAUAGAAUGGGGUAUUCUGAAGGCACAGCUGAUGCUAAUCUUGUGAUGGAGACAUUUCCAUUAAAAUUACAAGGGCAUUUACAGGAAUUGGAAUACUUGUGUGCUGACAGUAAUAUUGUUGUUAGCUCAUGUUUGGAAGGAAAUAUCAAUGUGUGGGAUUCCAUAUCUGGUGAAUGCCUCACAUGCAUAAGACGCUCUAAGAAAUCCAAACAUUCUAUGAGUAGUACGUUUAAUUCCUCACGCAACAACAGCAGUUUCUCUUCCGACUCUACCUACAGCUCUUCCCCUCAAUCUGACUGUGGAGAUUAUAUGAACUUGCAUAAAUCCAGAUCUCCAUUGCAAGAAAAUGCUUGUAAUUUCCCAAAGCAUUUCAAUUUUGAAAAAACAUCAUUCACAGCACAUAACUCAUCACUGGCUGACCAAAAGUAUGACUUCAGACAGUUUGAACUGUCUGAAAACAGUUUAUUGAAUGAAGCACCGUGCUUGGAUAACAAUCCUCCAAAUGACAGCCAUAAUUUAGCUCACGAAUAUCAGCAUCAUAGGCGGAGUUCAAGCUAUGAGUUUGUUGAAAAAGGAACAAAAAUCGUACAUUCCACUUUAUCUCCCCAAGCAAUCUGGUGUAUUGAUCAUUAUGGUUCUUGCAUUGCUGUAGGAUGUAAAGAUGGUCGAAUUGAGGUUUGGAAUGCAUUCAAUGGAAAUUUAGAAUUUGUUUAUGAAGAGAGUAAAUCAGGUGUUUCUUCGUUGUGCCUUACAGAUGACAGGUUAAUAGCUGCCCGCAUCAAUGGUUUUCUAGAAUUUUUCAUAAUUGAUGUUUUUCCAAAUGAAAGCUCCAUUCAAAACCAUACAAAUAAAUCUGAAUCUGAGUUUUUCACAUCUUUUAAUUCCAUUCAUUGUUCAUGGCUUCAGAACGUGAAAGCGCAUUCACUUGCUAUAUCUGCAUUAGAAGUUGAUAAUGGCUUGAUCGUAUCCGGAGGUUAUGAUCGUCUAGUUAAGGUGUUUAGAAGUGAUUCUUCUGUAUGUAUAUAUACUCUACAUGGCCAUACUGCACCAAUAUCUGUGUUAAAUAUUGAUCAGUUUUCACCUUCAUCUGCUGCUAGCGGCUGCCAAGAUGGCUUAAUCUGUUUGUGGGAUCUCAUGACAGGCACUUGCAUGUACAGCAUUAAUGGGCAUCAUGGUGGUGUUGUAAAUUUGCUCUCUACUGACAUUUAUUUGAUCAGCCAAGGAUCAGAUAACCGCAUUUGCAUAUGGGAAAAGUGCCAGGGGCACUUGCUUCAUAGUAUUGUGCAGGACUUCAGCCUUCAUUGUAACUUAAUUCUUCUGACUAAUAACAUAAUGGUUACUACAAAAGAGGAUAACCUAGUGUUGUGGGAUGUAAAUCAUGGUGAAGCGCUACGUAUGAUAAUGGUUGGAAGUGGAGACCACUCUAUCCAUGUGCGACUACUUCGUUUGUCUGGCCAAUCAGUAGUUUGUGAUUAUGGACCACAAAUAUUCAUAAUUAACUUUCCUGCCAUAUCAGAUAAAUCAGAAUAAUUUUAUUCUUACAAGAACUCUAAUGAAAUGUCAUAUUGUUGCAUUUUUGAAUGUCAAACAUCCCACUUGUGAUAAUGUGUUUUAUGUAGAACUUGUGAAGGUCUGAGACCAUUAUGUUCAUGUUUUAUUACUUUUUAUUCCGAGUGAAAUAGUUAUAAAUUUAAAAAAUUGUUUCUUUUUUUAUUAUUGCUAACAUGUCGACCAUGUUUCAGAAACAUUUAUUGUUAUUAUUUCGAUUAAAAAUAUCUUUUAUGCACUUUUUGAAAAUUAUUAUAUUUCUUUGUAGAUUUUUUGUUACUUGUUUGAAAUUAAUAGUUAAAUUUGUUUUAGUGUCACACACACUUUAUGGACAUGCAAUUAUUUUGCAUAAAUCAGUUUUAUUGAAUUAAUAAAUAAAUAUGUUUCUAAGAAAUCU